GGUGGGGCUUGGCGGAGGAGUCAUGGCCGAGAGCUGCCGCCUGUGGUAGCGACGGGAGCUGCGAGGCCGGCUCGGCGCCGGGAAUGGGGGGCCCACGGCGGCCGCGGCCGCUCCUCUGGCUGCUCCUGGUCCUCGUGGCCGCGCCCUUCGCGUCCCUGGAGCCGGAGACCGGGCAGGAGCGAGAGCCUCCCCCGCCGCCUCAGCAGGACCAGCAGAAGCCGCCGCCGCCUCCCCAGCAGCCUGCCGUUCAGGGGCCGAAGGAGCUCGACAGGGCCGAGAAAGGAUCUACUCAAGUUGCCCCAGACCAUUCUGUUAGUGGAGAGUCUCUCGAUAAGACUAACCUGGGCUUUAUCCAUGCAUUUGUGGCUGCCAUAUCAGUCAUCAUUGUCUCUGAACUUGGGGAUAAGACUUUUUUUAUUGCAGCCAUCAUGGCAAUGCGUUACAACCGCUUGACGGUGCUGGCAGGUGCUAUGCUUGCUUUAGGAUUGAUGACAUGUUUAUCAGUUUUAUUUGGCUAUGCUACCACCGUUAUCCCCAGAGUAUAUACAUACUAUGUGUCAACUGCACUCUUUGCAAUUUUUGGCAUCCGAAUGCUUCGGGAAGGCUUAAAGAUGAGCCCAGAUGAAGGUCAGGAAGAACUGGAGGAAGUUCAAGCAGAACUCAAGAAGAAAGAUGAAGAACUCCAGAGAACAAAGUUGUUAAAUGGGCCUGGGGAUGUGGAAACAGGAGCAGGCCCCACCUUGCCUCAGAAGAAAUGGCUGCAUUUUAUUUCUCCAAUUUUUGUGCAGGCUUUUACUUUAACAUUCUUAGCAGAAUGGGGAGACCGCUCUCAAUUAACUACAAUAGUUCUGGCAGCGAGAGAGGAUCCCUAUGGUGUGGCAGUUGGUGGGACAUUUGGACAUAGUUUAUGCACCGGUCUAGCAGUGAUUGGAGGAAGAAUGAUAGCACAAAAAAUCUCUGUUCGGACUGUGACAAUCAUAGGAGGAAUUGUUUUCUUAGCAUUUGCAUUCUCUGCACUAUUUAUAAGCCCAGAUGCUGGUUUUUAAAGAGAUGUUUUCCCAUUUCCUUGGAAGGAAGAGGACUAGGAGCGGACACACCUGUCCUUUGUAUUUUAUAUAUAAUGUACAGCUGUAGUGAAAUGAGCACUGAAGAUGAGAUGCUGCAACUCCUAUAGUAACCAUUUGGGACACUCUGAAUAUACCCUGUGAUGGAGAAUCCCCAUAUAUCUAUAUAUGUAUAUUUUUACAUGGGAUGCCCAAUGCAGUGUGUUCUGCCUCAAGCAAACUGAGAUCCACCUUCUUGAAAUACUACCAGGAUUGCUACUCCCAUCUCUUCAACACCACUGGUCGUCAUUCUGGAUGGAUGAAUUGUUGCUGCUGUGAGACUAGCACUUAUGCCUUACAAAUUAUCCAGUGUGAAGUAUUAGAGAGAACUCUUUGCCAAGCACAUGAUUCCGCCGACAUCAGAACUGAGGGAACUGUGAGCUAGUCAUGUGACUCAAGAAUUGGUGGCUUGAAAAAGGCUUGGUGUUGAGAGAGAGAAUCAGGAUAUUUUAGUAUGGACUACACUGAAUAUAAUGCUUUCAAUAUUUAAUCCAUCUAGCUGUUUACUAGAUCAAACCUGUUUUGUAUUAUGAUCCCCCAAAAUGAUCUGCAUUUCAAAAUUAAAGUAUCUUACUAUGUUCAUCUUUUUAGUAACUGAAAAAUGCAACCUGGGGAAAAAAUGAAUACAUUAGAUGUAACUGACUGAAUUUAGAUGAAAAUAUGAUUAGAAGUAAAUUAUUGCCAUUCAGUUUUUUGUUUCUUAUCUAUGUCAAUUCCUGACCACUUGGGGAAAUGAUUUUUAUGUGUUAGAUUAAAUGUAGAGUCUCCCUGUACGUUUUGCACAGCCAGUACUGUAAUUGACUCUUGCGUUUGAGUAGUUUAAAUAAUCUGACCUUGUGUUCCUUACUCUUUCAUUUCAAACUCUGCUGUUAAGACUUUGUAGAUAGCUGCAGUAACUUGAUACUUGACUAGUUUACAGUAUGAGCAUCAGCUGCAGAACUUAAGAGAUGGACCCGUGGUUUGAAAUGAAAUUUUUUUCCCAGAGCAGUUCAGCAGCUCUUAAAUUUGGUAAUGGCUUAAGCACACCAUCAUAACAACUGCCAAGUAAAAGAGAUAAGAUUAAGUAGCCAAAGAGCACACAUCAUGUUACUGUGAUAGUCCAAGAUGAAAAAACAAUUACUUGAAAAAAUAAACUCAUUUAUGACUUCUUUGUUUCCA
This is a messenger RNA of Heteronotia binoei (common prickly gecko), 2261 nucleotides long. RefSeq names its product transmembrane protein 165 (gene TMEM165). Gene Ontology annotation, biological process: Golgi calcium ion transport; manganese ion transmembrane transport; calcium ion transmembrane transport. The coding region runs from base 84 to 1046 and encodes 320 amino acids. The transcript has 6 exons. Gene Ontology annotation, cellular component: Golgi apparatus. Lineage: Eukaryota; Metazoa; Chordata; Lepidosauria; Squamata; Gekkonidae. The record is from RefSeq and is a predicted model, not a curated record. Gene Ontology annotation, molecular function: manganese ion transmembrane transporter activity; calcium ion transmembrane transporter activity.